AUGAAACGUCAACGUGUGGGAAUUGCCUGCGACAAAUGCCGUGAUCUCAAAGCCAAGGUUAGAGCUGGUACUCCUCUCACUAUAUUGAGCGCUCUCAUCGCUUAUCCGAGUGAAUGUAGUGUGAUGGAAGACAACCUGUGUGAAGGAUAUAUGUUCGCCUGCACCUGGUCGAAAAGAAGACGGCGUGGGUCUCAGAUCGGCCCAGUCGGUACGGACGGAACGCAGCGUCAUUCCCCUGCACUUGCGGCAGACGUCUCCGCAAGGGGAGGCGUUCCAGGCCUCUCGAGAGCUGUUGACUCAUAUGAAUCGCUAAUUCAAGAGUUCCGUUCCUGUUUGGAUGGAGCCCGCCAAUCUGCACUCGAUGCCAGCCUGGGGGAGAUCCGACGCCAUAUCCCGCAUCAGGCGCAGCAGCGUUCGCGAGAGGCUACUGAGGCAACUCCUCCGGCAUAUGACUCUCCAGUAGCAUUUUCUCCUACAUAUGUUGGAAAGGCGAGUGACAUACAUUUCAUACACAGUAUUCGCCAAUGUGUACAGGGACCAACAGAACCAGCUGGAGAAGCCGCCCAGAAUUAUAGUCAAACUCAUAGCCCAGAGAGUUUGACGCUGUUUAAGCAUCCAGUGCUCUUCCCGUCACCAUCUGAAGCGGAGCAAUUCCUGGAUGUCUAUCUUUCAACUAUUCAUGUUGCAUACCCGUUCAUCUCCAAGUCGGUUUUGCUAGAGGCCUUCCAAAGAUUCCAGGCUGGAGACAUCAAUAAGUCAGAAUUUCGGCCAUGGCUCGCACUCUUCAGUACGAACUAA
This is a messenger RNA of Penicillium longicatenatum, 798 nucleotides long. RefSeq names its product fungal specific transcription factor domain-containing protein. The coding region runs from base 1 to 798 and encodes 265 amino acids. The transcript has 2 exons. The record is from RefSeq and is a predicted model, not a curated record. Lineage: Eukaryota; Fungi; Ascomycota; Eurotiomycetes; Eurotiales; Aspergillaceae.